Messenger RNA from Sinocyclocheilus grahami, 3288 nucleotides. Its product is annotated as exocyst complex component 3-like protein 4. Gene Ontology annotation, biological process: exocytosis; exocyst localization. The transcript is spliced from 14 exons. NCBI's taxonomy places the organism in Eukaryota, Metazoa, Chordata, Actinopteri, Cypriniformes, Cyprinidae. Gene Ontology annotation, molecular function: SNARE binding. The record is from RefSeq and is a predicted model, not a curated record. Gene Ontology annotation, cellular component: exocyst. Bases 227 to 2581 code for a protein of 784 amino acids.
UCCAGUGGCGUUUCAAGGUGAAUCCCAGAAGCUCUGUUGUGAGAAGCAGGGUUUUUCGCAACUCUGCAUUUACUGGGAAUUGAUUUGUUUAUUAUUGCGGUUGAACCUGUCGGUGCAGCGCGUUUGUCAGCUGUUAGUUUUGCAAUUGCUUUUUUGUGACAAGUGAAGGAUAAUUGCCAGCGCCAGACUUUGACAAGGAACUCGGAUCUCAGGCUUGAUCCGACUGAUGGAUGGUCAAAUGGCAGAAACUACAAAAGAAGAAGUAGAUGGUGGAAAUGAGGUUAAUGACCCAUCAGAAUGGGAUGAGGAUGCAACCAAGGGUUUGAAAAAUGGUGGAGAACAGAUGGAAAGUCCAGUCAAAGAGAAGAGCCUUGGAGUCUUGAAGUCAUUCAGAAGGAGUUUGAAAGGGUUCAGCCCUAAGACACAGAAAGACAAAAGCUUAGAGAACACAGACGACCAAAGCUCAAAUUCUCCAUUACAACCACCACAAUCUCCAAGUUUGAUCAGAGGAUCUCCCUCACAAUCUUUACUUCAGACUCCAAAGACAGAAAAAACUUCUCUUACCAGAACUAUGUCAGAUUCUGCAGUUGAAAUAACAGGUACACUGGCAAGGAGAGGGGCAUCGAUCCGGCAGAGCUUGGGUCUGGGUACUAAAAAAUACAAACAAGAACCACUUGAACCUGUCACAGAGGCCAUGACUUUAUCUGAAGAGCAGACUGAGGUCGUAGACACAGUGUUGGAGCUCAGUGACACAUAUACUCUGCCAGAGAUACCACCUAUGCCUUUGUCAGUAAUGGAGAUUAACAAACUGAUAGAGACAGAACAUUUAGAGGAGGCCUACGUGAAUCUACUGUCACUACGUCUGGAGCUUCAGCGGGAGCAUCAAGCUCUGGAUCAAGAAGACUAUCCCAUCGAACUUGUCAAUAAAGAGAAAGACCUCAGUCUGCUCUAUGGCACACUAAAGAACAAAAUGUCUGCCAUUGUACGCAACUCCAGUACUCUUCCCUCACACAAUAAAGAGCUGCUGGUGUAUGUGGCAUACAUUAUCCUGGAGGAAGAGAAGAGAUGGGGAGCGAUGCAGGGAUGGAGGGAAGCAUGGAAAGAUGCGGUACUAAACGGGGUUCGAGAUUCACUGAAGAAAGUUCCUCUGGACAGCCGCGAAAAGAAUGCUUCCUGGCUGGCAGUGCAUCUGGGGCUUCUGGGUAAAGCUGUGGUGGAGGAUUUGCAGAGAGUGAAGACUGAACUUCUGAGCUCAUAUCCAGCAGACUUUAAUGUGUUUGAAACCUAUGUGUCCUGCCACCAUGAAGCUGUAGGAGAGCAUCUAAAGAGACUUCUGGAAAAGGUGACAGAGCUGAAAGAUUACUACGCUCUUCUAGAUUUCAUUAUUCAUCGCUACCCCAGUGAGAAGUUAAUGGGAAGCAUCUCUCUGCGGCCUGAGCUGAAGGAAGAUCAGAGAGCACUGCCAGUGGACAAAGAUUUCCUUAAUCAGAUAAAAGACAAAUACUGUGCACGCUUACAGGCUGACAUGAAAACAUCACUCAACAGAAUUAUUGACUUGGAGAAUGAGGAAAUGUGGAAAGAAAAAAGAAAACCAAUGAUUAAUGAGGGAAUCUACUGCUCACACAUUGACAUGGACAUCUGGACGAAUAUUAAAGGGCAUGUACAAGGAUCCAGAAGAAUCGAUGUGAACCUUGAGCAGAAUGUUGUGUGUUCCUGUUUAGAGGAACUGAAGACCUUUCUAAAACGGUUUGAGUCAGCAUUUGUUGAGUGGAGCAGUCCUCUCUCUAGCUCCUCUCUUUGGGCAGAGUAUCACAUCAGCUACAUCAACAGCUUUAGUGCCCUGAAAGAGCACAUGGAGAGCUAUAAAAACACCUGCCCAAUUCAGCUGGAGUUGGUUCAAAAAGAAAUAGAUAGACUGACCACCAGUUUGAGUCAAGCUGUGAUGAAGAACUUCAAAACAGAUGUCAAGCCCUUCCUCAGGAGACAGAUGACAGGGAAAUGGUUUUCAUUUGAUGAAGACUUUUUACAGCUGAUCCACAAAACUGAGACUCUUUCUGAACAGAGCAAGUACAUGACCCCAAAACAUAAGCAGGCUUUUGUGAAUGAAGCUCACUUUUUUGUGGUGAAAGAAUAUGUAUCUCAGCUGAUGAAGAAUAACUACUCAUGCAAAAACAGGAAGAAUGAGACAGCGGCCACUAAGAUCACAAAUCAGUGGGAGAAACUGAAGGAGAUCUUCCAAGAUAUGAACUCCUCCUUAGACUGGCUCCAUCCAGUCGGGAACCAGCUGAGCAAUAUCAUUGGGUGCAAAAAAAGUGAUGUAAAACGUAACCUACAGCCAUUAGUUGAGAACUAUCCAGAUAUCAGGAAGGGUCAUCUCUCAGCUGUGCUGUACUUCCGAGGAAUUAUAAGAGGCAGGGAAAAGCAUGCUAUACUACAGAAGCUGGCAGAGCUGAAACAGAGAACAGGGAAUACUGGGAAUAGAGAGCAGGCUCUCUUUAGUGAGAUUCAAGCAGCGGUUAACACAGACUGCCUGGCUGGUACACCCUUCUCCUGUCUGUCCUUCAUUGGACCGGACAGCUAAUGCACUUCAUUUUAUUUGAAGUGGAAAUAAUCAUUGCACUGUUUGAAAGCGACCAUAUGUCUAAUGUAUGAGCAAUAAGGAAUGUUUUUGGGAAAUAGAUGAGGUAAAGAAGGGGCUACAAUGUUUUUAGUGUGUUGUGAUCAUAUGUAUGCCAUUUGUUAAUGUUAACUAAUUAGUAAAUAAUAAUAAAAUACCACUAGGCCUUAAAAAUUUGAUAUUUCUAGAUGCCACAUCCUAGUCAAGAAGCUUUCUCAAAAAUGCAUGCCAGUUUCAGGAAUCCUCUACAAACUACUAUAAGCUCACAUUCAAUGUUAAAUUGAUGUCUUUCUGAUUGUCUUCACUCUUUACUGCUGUAAGUAGUAAAUAAGUCAAAUAAGUUGUAAAUGUUGUGAACCCUAUCAAAGCAUCUUCUCUACACCACCAGUGGUCUCUAUAAACAACAAACAGCAGUGCACUUCCCAAUAUCUACAUGCAUUAUUAUUCUGAAUUACUGAUCAGUUUAGUAUUUCUUCCUAAACAUGUCUCUCUGUUUUUAACAAUUAUGAUUUGAAAACGUUCAUUUGGUUUUAAAUUGAUUUUCUAGAUCUCAAACUUGGACUGUUUUUUUUUUUUGGCCCUCUAGCGUAAAACAAUUAUUGCUAUUCAUAUCAGGUAAGGUAAACCGGUGAACACUAUUAAAUGGCUAGUAGGCUAUUUAUAUGCAAAUA